This is a messenger RNA of Cloeon dipterum, 4785 nucleotides long. RefSeq lists its product as uncharacterized. The coding region runs from base 217 to 4251 and encodes 1344 amino acids. Gene Ontology annotation, molecular function: protein binding; cysteine-type endopeptidase activity. Gene Ontology annotation, biological process: proteolysis. The record is from RefSeq and is a predicted model, not a curated record. The transcript is spliced from 11 exons. NCBI's taxonomy places the organism in Eukaryota, Metazoa, Arthropoda, Insecta, Ephemeroptera, Baetidae.
UUGCGUGCGAGGAUUUUGAUGCAAAACACGCAAGCGCGAGACAGUGCAAAAAGUGGGGUUGAGCACACGCGGAAAUCAAGACUAGCCUGUCUCUCCACAGCAUCCGCCGAUAAACCAGACAGAAAACAAUAACUUUUCGUUUAUGCUGUGCGUUCAUACCAAAAUCACUGAGACAAUACACACCAAUGCGGCUAAUGCCCUUGAGAAAAAGGCACAAUGGUUUCGAAUGGAAGCCAUUCAUCUCAAUUUGGUUUCUUUGAUGGAGAUCAAGUGGCUGGCUACCCUGAAAGCGUCUGUGUGUUGGUUGUACAUUACAACUUUGAGCACGACUUGGAAAAUAUAAGGGAAGGCAAUGAAGUUGAUUUAGAGCGGCUUCAGCUGACUUUUGAGUCAAGACGCAACUGCCAAUUUUGCCAUCUGCGGUCGCCCAAGAAGGAAACUUUGCUUGCAACGCUUUCCAAUGACGAUCAAGUUUUAAAGCUUUUUGACACAACUGAGGUUCCAUCUGUGUUAAUUCUUGUGAUAUUAUCACAUGGAGGCAGAGACGGGAAAAUAUACACUGAUCACCGAGCCUCACCGACAAAAUAUGAAUAUUUUACCACUUUCCAAGUGCUGGAGUCACUGCGAUCACUGCAGCAGUUUGAAUCAACACUAAAGUUGGUGUUUUUUGGACCCUGCCGCGGAGAAAUAGUAGACGAAGUGCACGAUCCAGAGUCCCCCUUGCAAUUGGACAAUCAAAAUUCAUGUCGGGUUACGAACCACCCGCAAAAGGACAAUUUUAUUUUGGUUUUCUCAACAGUAGAAACAACAAGGGCGAAACGAGAUGAUGAGAAUGGAACUGCUUUAGUGCAGGCUUUGUGCGAAAUUCUCGACGGAUUGUGCGAAGACACUGCCUUAGAAGUUGCACUAACUUGCGUCCAGAACAAAAUCCACGAAAAUUCCGGCGGAGUUGGUCAAUCGCCUGAAGUGAAGUUUUCGCCGCACAGAGAGUUCACAGUUUUAAAAUGCCCAGAUAGAAAAGAAAAGGCGAAGAGAAAUGAAUGUUUCUUCACAUGGCUGUCCAGCAGUGGUUUGCCUGUUCGCGGGCGGUGGGCAGCAGUGGUGUGCGAUGAACAAAAUCAACAAGUGGAGAAUUUGGAGCGAAUUUUCAGAGAAAAUCUGGACUUUGAAACCUGCAUUUUGCACAACUCUGCUAAAAAUUUAGAAAGCUUAAGCCGCAAAGCCUGGGAUGAAGAAGAGACUGAUAUAGGCUGCAUUGCUAUUUGUUAUUUUGCAAAACUCCUUGUGAAUAAAGCGUCUGAGGUUUGCGUCAAAGUGGAAGGAAGCGAGAUCUCGAUUGGCAAUUUAGUGCAAAAAUUUAUCGGACCUGAUAAUGAAAAAUGGAUUGGCAGACCGAAAUUGUUCUUUUUCGUACACCAGAGCGCUUCUUGUGACUUUAUCACGCGGGCACGGAGGCUAUCGAUCAGCGCCACAAACCACAGUGGUUGGUUUGUUCUUGUUUUGCCAAAUGACGAUGGUGAAGAAAAGUUGGCAGAUAUACUGCAAAAUCCGCUACUGAGAAGAGGCAAAAGUUUGCAGGAAAUCUCGAUAGGUGUGUUGCGACUUGAAAAGGGAAAGCAAGCAAAGUCAGGAACGAGGCCGCAAAUUGUCACAACACUGCCGCAUCUUUUAGAUUUUCCAAUUUGGCAUCGACGAUUUGUUCCCCCUAAUUUUGUAGUGACAACGCGCAUUUCCAUUGAUGACGAGGAAAGCGUUGAGCGCGUCUUGUCAUUUCGACAACUCAAAUCAUUAUGUCUUAGAGAGCUGCAAAGUGAUCUCAAUUGCACCUGGCUAGUCAGUGCGCCUCCGGGAAUGGGAAAAUCGACACUGUUCUGUGAAAUGGAAUACCACCUGAGGAAAGAACUCGGCAAAAAGGUGUUUUUUCGCAUACAGAUGAUUGACGAAUACGAAUAUCUGGAUUUAGACGAUGACUUGUCCGCGGAGGGACUGUUGCACAACGCCAAGCAAUUAUUUCUCCACUCCGAAAUUAGGAACAUACUCAGCGAGAGGCGCGCGGUCAUACUUUUGGAUGGUUUCGACGAAGUUUGCCCUGAUUUCCGAAAAAAAACCUUGGCUUUGAUUAAGGAAAUAUCCUCGUGUAAGAUACCCCUUUGGAUCGCUACGAGGCCGCAGGAAGAAGAGGAAAUUUUAGCGGCGCUGAAAGGAGUGCAGGUUAGAAAAGUGGAAAUAGCGCCGUUUGACAAACCGAUGCAGUUGGAGCUGCUGAAAAUGAAUUCCGAGAAAAAGGACCAUGAUAAGUGCAGUGAACUUUUGGAGAAGUUUGAAAGCGUCGGAGCGAAAGACAUUUUGAAAAACCCUUUUCACCUCACUCUAAUUGCGAGUCAGGCCUUAGGAGACGACACUAAUUUGUUCGCAAUUUAUAGAAACGUCGUCGAGAAGAAAGUUAAAGAAGCGUUGACGCAAAAAGAGUCGUACGACGAAAACAACAAACUGUUCAAAUCGAAGGUAAAGAAGAGGAUAAAACUGCUCCAAUCGUUUGCCCGGUGCUUUUUACUGGAAAACGAUAUAUCCGAUUUCGGUGAUGAGAAAAUCAAUCAGAUAAACAACACCGGUAUUGCGACUAUACGUGGAGAAAAGAACUACAGAUUUGUGCACCAAACACUGGCGGAAUUCCUGUUAGCUCAACUUUUUGUGUUUGAAGUUGCAGAGAAUAGUACAUCCACCAUUCCGCUAUUUGAACAAGAAACUUUGAGACAAAGCAGGAUAUUUUUUGACGCAUUCGUCGCCCACUCAGAAAAUGAAGGCGUCGAGAAAUUCAUCAGAGGCAACAUGAGCAGAAAUUUUGUCGAGACGAUUGUGUGCGAGGCGCAUUACAAUUUGUUCCAAGCGGCGAAAAGGUUUGUUUCUUUUGCCGACAGCCAAUCUGGAAAGUUUCUCAUUGAAGAUGGAUUUUCAAUUUUGAAAUCAGCGUGCAAAAGCAGUGAGACCAUCGGCCGGGAACUUUUGCAGAUGAACUUGCUAGAGCAAGUGGUGCAAAAGCGGCCAGCGGAGGAGCUGUGGACUCUGAUCCAGCAAGUUGCCCGGAGCAACUUUUGCCAAUUAUUCGACGACUUUCUAACCACAUCCCCCGACGUGGCGAAAGUUCUGCAAGGCCACAAAACUUCCUAUUUGCCCCUGACGCCCGUCAAACAGGGCCACGAGCAAAUGCUGGAACUGCUCUUGCAGAACGGCCUGAGCGCCAAUAUCUCGAAAAACAACAAGACCGCCCUGCAGGUGGCCAUCGUGGCCGGCAACGCAGCCUGCGUGCGUCUGCUGAUCUCGCACGGCGCCAAGCUGAACCCCAGUCCGCGCGACUCUUGGAAGCGGGACAUGGUGCUGACGCCGCUGCACAUUGCAGCGUGCAACGACAGCGCCGACGUGUGCCGCUGCCUGGUGGAGCACGGCGCCGACCUCGGCACCGUCGUCGCGCUCGGCGGCUGGACGGCCUUCCACUUCUCCUGCAGCCACGGCAUCCUGGCCAACGUUGAGUAUUUUUUGUCGCUCGACUUUUACGACGUGAACGCCAACACGAGCCACGGUCGGACACCACUGAUUCUGGCCGCGGAGGGCGACCACGCGGAGGUGGUGCAGUUGUUGCUGCGGCAACAAGGCAUCAACCCCUUCGCCGCCGACAAGGACGGCUGGAACGCCCUGCACUACGCGGCCAGGUACGCCGGGCUGCGCACGGUGGUUCUCGUCCUCACGCGAUUUAAGUCCGAACUGAUCGAGAGCAAGACCAAACACGGCUGGACGCCCCUCCAGCUGUCCGUGCUAAACUCGGACGCCAGUGUGCGGCGCUACUUGGUGCUGGAAGGCUCCGAUUUGACGGCCGCCAACAAGGACGGCUGGACCGUUUUGCACUGGGCGUCGCACGUGGGAGACGGGGAUUUCAUCAGACUCGUGAGCAAGAGGAUGGACGUUAAUCUGCAGAAUAAAUUGGGAAGAACUGCCCUGCACUUAGCUUCGGAAAUGGGCCACAAGCAGGUGGUGAAGUUGCUACUUAAAUGUGGAGCCGACGGAAAUAUCGCCGAUUCUUUUGGGAUGCUUCCUUUUCAUCUUACUUCAAAUAACAAUUUUUCAGUGCCAAUUGCUGAAAAUGUUGAACGAUCCAUCUACGACGUUUCAAACUCUGACGUUUCUGUGUCAAAAUACGUAUUCUCUGUUCUCACCAUGCGUGGCUACAUUCAAGCCAAAGAUGAUUUGUCUCAGUAAGGUUUAUUUUAUACCUAAUUUCCUUUUGUUUCUGAUUUUAACAGGAUUACCUGGGAAUCGUUCGAACAGUGGAACAAUCUGCAUGCAAGUUGAUCUCAACAUGUCUCAAAUGGAAAUACCGCCAGUAUACUCAAUAUGUGUUACCUGUCGUUUAAUUAUUUUUCUCACGUAACCAAAAAUUGCUCUCUCACAAAUUUUUAAGUUUGUACUAAUACUUGUUUUAUUUGUCCUGAAAUUUUAGCCAUAUUAUUCUUAAUUGAACGAUAUAAGUGAAUAAAAAUAAAUGAAAACCAACAAAUAAUAUUUCUAAUAAAUGAAUGAAUUUAUUAUUAAACGCGUAUAUAUAUAUAUAUGCGUGCGACACUAAUCCUAUACAAUCAAUUCUUACAAUUCUUAUCUGCUUCUCUUAAACUAAUUCUUUGCAUGCCAUGGACAUCACUAUUUAAUUUGUUCUGUUCAACUCAGAUGUACCAUUUUAUGAACCCCAGGAGAUUUGUAAAUAAAUAAAGUGAUUUAUUUUUUUUCUAAUAUGGA